UGACGUUUUUCGUUGUUGUCAAGUUGCAAAACAGAAAAACGGUGUUUCGCAUAUUAAUUUUUCUUUGGAUUUUCUUGAAAUUUUACCUACAAAUUAUAGUUUUUAACAUUCACGCAACUCAUGUAAAUAGUGAAAUUUGUUGGGCAUCAUGAAACGCCAAAGGGUCAAAAAUGCAUCGCAUCGUGUUUACGUGGACCAAGAGUUCGAUUCUCUAGAUCCGGGAAUUGCAUUGGAAGAAGCUAAACCGAGCGCCCUCGAAAGAUGGAUGGAAGCGCAAGUAUUACCAGGAGAUACUUUGCAAGCUAUUGCCCUCAGAUUCAAUUGCACGAUAGCGGAACUGAAGAAAAUCAACAAAAUAGACAAAGACAAUGAAAUAUUUGCUCGAAGGAUAAUCAGAGUGCCAAUCACACCUCACUCAAUUUUAUUAGAAACACUGCCAAAAGUGCACACUAGUGGCAAUAGUAGUCCAAAGAAUGUUCCGAGUUUACUGCAAAGUACGACUUCUGUUUUAGAAACUCAGACGAAUUUGGAUGAAAAGUUGAUUGUGGCUGCAGUUAGUAGUGCUUCCUACAAAGAUAAUAAGGUAAAUCACGUUGUCCUCAAUACCAGGAAUGUUAAUGACCAUACAGCCAGCGACGAUCCCCUGGAGGGAUCAAGUAAAAGAUACGCUGAUAACGAUGCUAAGCAGCCUUUACUCAGUGGGGAGUAUGACGAAAAUUUGCCCCAACCUCGGCCGGUUCGAUUGCCUGCCAGCGAUUUUUCGUGCAAUGGGUCCGACUGUGAUAUUUCCUGGAUUUGUCUUCUGGUGUGCAUUUUGGCGCUUUGUUUCGCCAUUCCUUUGAUAUACGUGGUUUACGUGGCGGAACAUCCGGAAAAAUUCCAUCACAGCUACGACACAGAUCACAGAACGGUCGACCUAAAGAAGGGCAGUAUUCUCAACGGGAAUAAUAUUAGUUUUACCAUAUAGAGUUUAAUUUUCUGUUAUCCAAUUUAAGUUGUGCUCAAACAUCGGAAACAUCACCUUAGUAAUUUGUAUCGUGUUAUGAUGAAUCAUGAAGUUAGAUUUUAUUAAGUUUAAUUCGGCAUAUUUUUACGGAUAGUUCGUAAAUUUGGAAAACAAUCAGACAAGGUAACGCUCAAGAAGUAAUAACCAUUUUUUCUCUUCAACACAGCGCGCAGCUGAUAAAAAAUUCGUUUCAAGUGUGGAUACCAUUUCUAGAAAACAAAAAUCUUAAUUCCUUACACAAUUUCGCUUGAGGUAGAUCUUUUUAUAUAUUGAAUCUACCCAACUAUUAUUGCGUAAUGAUUCAUCGUGAUCAAUUAAAUACAAACAAUGCAUUCACACUGAUACAAACAUAUACAGUGACGGACACAACAAUAAGAUCACUUAAGAGUGAAAAGUGUAACUCGCGGACGUGUACACUGUAGGUCUCAGCGCAUUACAUUUUUUAUUU
Aedes aegypti (yellow fever mosquito) is the source of this 1454-nucleotide messenger RNA. RefSeq names its product lysM and putative peptidoglycan-binding domain-containing protein 3. Lineage: Eukaryota; Metazoa; Arthropoda; Insecta; Diptera; Culicidae. The record is from RefSeq and is a predicted model, not a curated record. Bases 149 to 967 code for a protein of 272 amino acids. The transcript has 3 exons.